AUGGCUGCCGACGGAGUCCAGGCCGUCGCCUUGCCUGGCCAAGUGCUUGGUCCCGUUACCAAGUUUGCGCCGGGUUCUGGAACACACAUAUUCCAAGGCAAUGUCGUUUCCUCAUUAAUGGGUCAGGUUUCCAUCGUAGCCCCAGCCAAGGCUCCCGGGCCGGCCAAGAGGCUCAACAAGAUCACUGGUGCGGCUCUGCCCAAGGACGAACUGGCUACCAUCUCAGUCGCGCGUCACGGCAGCCGGCGUGAGGUCCUGCCUGACGUUGGCAACAUUGUUCUGGCACAGGUAUUACGUCUGAUGCCAAAGCAGGCUAUCGUCAUGAUCAAGCAAGUUGGAGAUACUGUGCUGCAGACGGAGUGGCAGGGAGUUAUCCGGGUUCAGGAUGUGAGGGCGACAGAGAAGGACAAGGUGAAGAUCUACGAGUCGUUCAAGCCGGGCGACAUUGUCCGCGCACAAGUUAUUUCUCUUGGUGACCAAGCAAACUAUUAUCUGUCUACAGCACAGAAUGAGCUUGGAGUCAUUAUGGCGACAAGUGAAGCUGGGAACGACAUGGUUCCGCCUCUCCCUAUCCUGGGAAUCCAUGCCAUGUCAACCACCAUGGUGGUAACCAUGGCCUCGCCGCUCCCCACCAGCACCAGCACCACCACAGCUCCCACCAAGCUCUCAGCAACGACGAUGACAACCACGACCAGCCUGCCGUGCUGCCCAAACUGCGGGGACAGCCUCCCCUCCCCCGAAGAGACCCAGGCCGAGCUCUCCCAGGCCCAGGCCCGCAUCGCCGAGCUCGAGGCCCAGGUCCGCACCCUCAACGAGAAGGCCUCAGCGGCCGCCGAGCGCUGGGCCGGCUACGAGGAGGAGCUCACCAAGCUGCGCUCGCAGGACCAGGCCCCUCCGCCGCCCCCGCCCAAGAACAGCGACAAUCCGGGGGCGAGGAUCCCGCGGGGGCCGGGCGACGGCCUGGCCCCCCAUCACCCGACCCGAUCGUUCACGAACCCAUUGAGCCUCCAGGUCGACCGGCCGCCCCAGCUGCACCGCAUCAACAGCGUGCCGACGUCGCAGGCCCAGGACACGGCGCCCCCGGACAAGCAGACGCGGGAGCUCCUGAGGGCCCUCUCGCGGGAAAAGCUGCUAAGGAAGGAGGCCGAGGGCCGGCUGACGGCCACGAGCAAGGAGAUUGAGGACCUGAGCGUCUCGCUCUUCGAGCAGGCCAAUAAUAUGGUUGCCGAUGAGCGCAGGGCGAGGGCACAUCUUGAGGAGCGGGUUGGAGAGCUGGAGAAGAGGGACGUGGAGAAGAGACGACGGCUGGAACGGCUGGAGACGGCACUGGCGAGGAUCGAGCAUGUGCGGACUCUGCUUGACGAGUGA
Molecule: messenger RNA, 1368 nt
Organism: Clonostachys byssicola
Lineage: Eukaryota; Fungi; Ascomycota; Sordariomycetes; Hypocreales; Bionectriaceae
Source: the annotation of a GenBank genome assembly